Molecule: messenger RNA, 3043 nt
Organism: Frieseomelitta varia
Lineage: Eukaryota; Metazoa; Arthropoda; Insecta; Hymenoptera; Apidae
Gene: spel1
Product: DNA mismatch repair protein Msh2
Exons: 15
Coding region: 162-2927 (921 amino acids)
Biological process (GO): mitotic recombination; mismatch repair
Cellular component (GO): nucleus; MutSalpha complex
Molecular function (GO): ATP binding; ATP-dependent DNA damage sensor activity; mismatched DNA binding
Source: RefSeq, a predicted model, not a curated record
UGUGGUAUUAGUAAUUUUUGCGGGAAUACGUUGAAUGGAUGUUCAAUGUAUAUUUUGCAAAAGUUUUUUAAAGAUAUUUUCACGAAAUUAUAUAACGUUUAUUUUAAUUUUUAAAUUGUUUCUUAAAGUGUAAAUACUAAUAUUUUUCUUCGUAUACGAUCAUGGCUGUUCAACCAAAUCAACAAUUUAAUAUGGAUCCAGCAGGUCAACAGAGCUUUGUUAGAUUUUUUAAAAAUCUACCCGAAAAACUUAAUACUACCAUACGAUUUUUCAAUAGAUCAGAUUAUUAUACACUACAUGGUAGUGAUGCUUUAUUUGCUGCACAAGAAGUUUUUAAAACUACAUCAGUCUGUAAGAUGAUAGGAGCUGAUCCAUAUAAAACUGAAGGUGUUAUUCUUAAUAAAAAUCAUUUUGAGUCUUUUAUACGGGAUUUAUUGUUGGUAAAGCAAUACCGAAUAGAAGUAUAUAUUAAUCAAGGCUCAGCAAAAAACCAAAAUUGGGUAUUAGAGUAUAAAGGUUCUCCUGGUAAUUUAACACAAUUUGAAGAUGUGUUGUUUGAUAAUAAUGAUGUUGUUGUUAGUGUACGUGUCAUAGCUGUAAAAUUAGGAAUGGAGGGGAAAUCUAGAAUUGUUGGUUUAAGCUGUGUAGAUACCACAGCAACUUCGUUUUCUGUUUGUGAAUUUCAAGAUAAUGAAUCAUUUUCCAAUUUAGAAUCAUUGGUUGUUACUCUUGCUCCUAAAGAAUGUUUAUUAAUUCAAGGUGAAGGCAGUUCUGAAUUUCAAGCCCUUAAACAAGUCAUGGAACGAAAUAAUGUAAUGGUCACUACAAGAAAAAAAAGUGAAUUCUCUAGUGAAUCAGUUAUACAAGAUUUAAACACUUUAAUAAAAUUCAAGAAAGGUCAACAGCAAAAUGUACAGUCUUUACCUGAAGCCAAUUUAAGUUUUGCUAUGUCAGCUAUUUCCGCACUUAUUAAAUAUUUAGAUUUAACAUCAGAUGAAGGAAACUUAAAUGAAUUUACUAUAGAUCAAAUAAAGGAGUCACGUUACUUAAAACUAGAUUCAGCUGCUAUAAAAGCACUCAAUAUUGAACCGCGUGCCGAUACUUCUUCUACUUUAAAUGGAAAUGCACCUACAAGUAUUUUGGGUCUUUUGGAUAAAUGCAGGACUCCACAAGGUCAUAGACUUCUUGCACAAUGGGUUAGACAACCUUUGAAAGACCUAUCUCUUAUAAAAGAAAGACAUGAUAUUGUUGAAGCAUUGGUAAAUGACAACGAAUUACGAUCUAAUCUUAGCGAAGAUCAUUUAAGACGUAUACCGGAUUUACAAAUGCUUGCAAAAAAAUUGGCCAGAAAAAAAGCAACUUUACAAGACCUCUAUAAGAUUUACAUGUGUGUAUCAUGUUUGCCUGCACUUUUAGAACAGUUUUCUAAUGUCAAUGUAAUAGCUUUAAAAACGAUGUUCAGUGAUCCUUUGAGCGAACUUAUUAAAGACAUGGACAAAUUUCAACAAAUGAUCGAACAAACAAUUGAUUUAGAUUCCGCCGGGAAAGGAGAUUUCUUAGUACGAGCCGAAUUUGACGAUGAAUUAAAAGAAUUAAAGAAUAUUAUGAAUGAAAUGGAGACAAAAUUACAAUCCCAAUUGGCUAAAGUUGCCAAUGAUCUUUCAAUUGAGGCUGGAAAAUCAUUAAAACUAGAAUCGAAUCAACAGUUUGGAUAUUAUUUCCGUGUAACAUUGAAGGAAGAAAAAGUGCUUAGAAAUAAAAAACAGUAUAUUAUUUUGGAUUCCAAUAAAAGUGGUGUACGUUUCCGAAGCAAUAAAUUAAAUGAUUUAAAUGAUAAUUACCUUAGUGCCAGAGAUAAGUAUACAAUUGAACAGAAGAAGGUUGUUACAGAGAUAAUUGAAAUUGCAGCUGGUUACAGUGGUACAAUAAAAGCUACUGGCAAUGUAUUAGCAUCUCUUGAUGUCCUGACUGCCUUUGCUUCUGCUGCUAUAAGUGCUAAUAAACCGUAUGUUCGUCCUGAAAUGCUGCCUAGCGAAAUGGGUGAAUUUAAUCUUACCCAAGUUCGACACCCAUGUUUGGAAAUUCAAGAAGGAGUGGAUUAUAUAGCUAAUGAUAUUAGUUUUAAAAGAGGUGAAUGUCAUUUUUGCAUCAUAACUGGUCCAAACAUGGGAGGUAAAAGUACCUAUAUAAGGUCUGCCGGUGUUAGUGCCUUAAUGGCACAUAUUGGAAGCUUUGUUCCUUGUGAUCAAGCAAAAAUAUCACUAUUGGAUUGUAUAUUAGCCCGUGUAGGAGCUGAUGAUUCUCAAUUGAAAGGUCUUUCUACAUUUAUGAUGGAAAUGAUAGAAACUGCUGCUAUAUUAAAGACAGCAACAUGUAAUUCUCUCGUGUUAAUUGACGAAUUAGGCAGAGGAACUUCUACUUAUGAAGGUUGCGGUAUAGCAUGGUCAAUCGCCGAAUAUUUAGCAAAAGAAAUCAAAUGUUAUUGCCUUUUUGCAACACAUUUUCACGAAAUAACUAAAUUAGAAGAAGAGAUACCUGCUGUUAAAAAUCAACAUGUUACAGCCCUUGUAGACGAUGACAAAUUAACUUUGUUAUACAAAGUGAAGCCAGGUAUAUGUGAUCAAAGUUUUGGCAUACAUGUUGCUAAAAUGGCUAAUUUCCCACAAGAUGUUAUAGAGUUCGCUAAGCGUAAACAAGCAGAGCUUGAAGAUUACCAAGAUUCAGUUUUUGAAGGUUCUGAUAAUCCGCAAAAGAAGAAAGAUAUUAUAAAGGAAGCCGAAAUUCUUAUUGCAGAAUUUAUUAACAAAUGCAAGAAUUUAGAUAAAUCAUUAUCUGACGUGGAACUGGAAGAUAAAAUUUCAAUAUUUAAAACUGAAGUUCUAUCUCAUGAAAAUCCCUACAUCAAAACACUUUUAGCAUCUCCUUAACUUAAAAUAGAAAGAAAAUACUUAACAAAACUACCAGCCAGUAUUAAUUAUACAAGUAUAAUUUAUUUAAGUAAAAAAUAUAUUAUUGCCAUACAAAUUUUGUUUUGAGUUAAUAU